This is a messenger RNA of Diabrotica balteata, 951 nucleotides long. The record is from the annotation of a GenBank genome assembly. Lineage: Eukaryota; Metazoa; Arthropoda; Insecta; Coleoptera; Chrysomelidae.
UUACGUCAGAAAUUAUAUAGAGAAGAAAAUGAUGAAUAAAAUAUAUUAAGGUUAUGUUCAUUAAUGGCUGAUAAUAAAUUGGAAACGAAAUCAACUUCGUAUAAAAAGAAUCCCAAAAAAUCUUUAAAAGAUCAUACACGUCUUCCGAGACCUCCAAAGAAAACAGAGACAGGAGAAAACGUUUUAUACGUUUCUUCCAAAACCAAUAUUAAGGCACAACUUGAUAGAUGUAACAAGUUAUUAAAUAACAAGCAUGACGAAAUUAUUAUUUAUUGCAUGGGAGCAGCAAUACAGAGAGGGAUUUUACUAGCUCUACAGUUGUGCGAAGAGCAUAUCACCUACAAAGUCUCUACUAGCACUCUGACUACUGAACUUUUAGAUGACUUAGAGCCAUCUGUGGAUGAUGCUGAUUAUGAAAUUCAGAAGAGAUUCAACUCUGCACUAAGAAUUCGAGUAUAUAAUUCACAACCAACACUGUCCUGAAAUGUUUUUUACUACAGAAGAACUAAUCCGUUGGCUGGGACUUACUGUCUUUGAGCUGUGGAUAAAUUUGAUAUCCCUUUUGCUGUUUACAAUUAUAUUCGCCUUAAAAUAUAACCCUGCAUUAGAUCUAGAUAGUAUAGACUGGUGGUUCAUAUUUUUUCCCUUGUUCGCAGGAGAUGCACUGAAUGCAUAUUUUGUUAUUAUAAUUUUUAUUCGUAUGCUUCUAGAGACUACUUUAAAGUUUGCUCUAAUACGUUUUAGUUGGUCAGGUACAGUACUUCUUAAUAUGUUUUUGUUUAAGUAUUUAUUGUGUAAAAGACUUUUGGGACAAACUGCAUUGGAUUACUCCGAGGUGUUUGCUCCAGUAUAUAUUCUUCUACAAUUAAUUGCUGUGCGAGCUUGCCAGCAAAGUUAAUAUUUGUGAUGUAUAUAAGCUAAUAUAUAGUUAAUAAAUAUGUACUUUAUAAA